Molecule: messenger RNA, 2181 nt
Organism: Phymastichus coffea
Lineage: Eukaryota; Metazoa; Arthropoda; Insecta; Hymenoptera; Eulophidae
Product: WD repeat-containing protein WRAP73-like
Exons: 7
Coding region: 213-1679 (488 amino acids)
Biological process (GO): mitotic sister chromatid segregation; microtubule anchoring at mitotic spindle pole body; protein localization to mitotic spindle pole body
Cellular component (GO): mitotic spindle; MWP complex; microtubule organizing center
Molecular function (GO): protein binding
Source: RefSeq, a predicted model, not a curated record
UUCAGAUGAGCUUUCGUAUCAAGUGAAAGUUUUAUGUUGAACUUAUUACGAUUAAUGCAGUGGCUGUCUCAUUCAUUUUUAUUUUAAUGAACACGGCAAUUGUAUGCUCAACUGCAAACUGAAACUACUAUGUUGAUUGUUGAGAGUGCUGAGUACUAUCAGUGCAAGCGGACCAUUUCGUAAGCGAUGCGCAUGCGCGUCUUGCACUGUUUAUGUUUAUGUCGGGAAAUUUAGUUUUUGGCGGAAACUGUAUUUCAUGCUGCAAACCCAUGUUCAAUUACGAUAAAUCUUAUCAACUUUUGCGGAUCAACAAACAAUUAUGCAGUUUUUCCGCAGACAGCCGAUUUUUGGCCUUAGCCAAUCAAUCGAAUUUGAUAAUCAAAAAUACUGGAACAUUUGAUGACUAUCUAACAUUUGUUUUCGACGAUAUCAUCGAGGGAAUGGAGUGGUCUCCAGAUAGUGAAUAUAUAGUUUGUUAUAGUUUCAAGAAAGCAGUCGUUCAAAUAUUUUCUAUAAGCUAUCCUGACUGGAAAUUUAAAUUGACCGAAGGAAGCAGUGGACUUGAAAAUGUCAUGUGGACUCCAGAUAGCAGACACAUUAUCACAUUGGCAGACUUAAAUGUACAAUUGUCCAUAUGGUCUUUAAUUGAUCACAGUGUAAUGUAUAUUCAGUGUUUGAAAUCUAGUGCUACAAAAGGUAUUGAAUUUAGCCCGAAUGGAAAGUAUUUGGCUCUCAUAGUUACUGAAACAGGACAAGACAAUGUUGAUAUUUAUAAAACAAGAGAUUGGAAGUUGAGUAGGAAAUUAAUUUGCGAAGGACUGAGUUCAAUUGAUGGAUUGUGUUGGUCGCCAAACAACGAAGCUAUGGGCAUAUGGUGCUCUAUUGAUGGUCAAGCGAAAUUGAUUGUUUACUCAACUUUAACUGAAAGUUACGAAGGAGUUUUUUGUUCAGAAGAUAAUAAGCUCACUGAUCAAAUUGCAUUGGGCAAUCAAUUUGAAGAAAAACUGAGAGGAUUAGAAAUAGUCAAGUGGAUGCCUAGUGGACAGUUGUUGGCAGUGUCAGGCCAUAACGAGGUGGUAGUUUUAUUAAAUAGCUUAACGUGGAAACCGAUUUUACAAUUACGACUGGAACCAACAAUUAAAGAAAAUAAUUAUUUAAUGCGUGUUUUUAAAGAGUGCAUAAUCAAAGACGUAAAAGAUAUAAAUAGACCCCCUGACAAAACUUCUGCAUCAAAUGAAAAACAUAUUCUGGAAGAAGUUGGUAAUCGUCCUGUAAAUAUUCCAAUUGUCAAAACUGACAUUUUGAUUGGCGCUGAUCUUUCAGCAAUCACAGUAAAUAUAAUAGAUACCAUGGAAUUCAGCAGUUGUGGGCAAUAUUUAGCCUUAAGACAUCGAGUUUAUCCUAGCACGUUAUGGGUAUGGGAUAUUCAAACUAAUGGCAUUGAUAUUUUCAUACUCCAAAAUACAAUUUCUACCGUCAAAUGGAACCCUAUUCAUCCACAGCUAUUAAUUUUCACAGAAAGUUUUUUUAUAUUUGAAUGGAACCCUCGCGGAGUAUUGUGCUAUAGAACACCACGAGGAAUGACAACACUCGAUGCUCGAUGGCACCCUUCUGGAGAUGUCGUCGUUCUUUGCGGUUACAAUCGUGCUGUUAUUUAUCCAAUUCAUAACGACAGAUAAUUUGGUAAUAGACAUUACAUCUAUAGUUAUUUGUUGCUUUAAUAUGUUAAUAAAUGAUUUAACGCACUGAGGUCGGUGCUAUUUUUUUAUCUUGCAAAAUAUCGUAAUUUUUUCAAUCGUAAUUAAUAAAUACUUGAUUCACAAAAUAAAAUUACUAUAAAGUAAUAUUUUGAAAAGAUUCGUCUUUGAAAUUAUAUAGAAAUAAAGUUAAUAUCUCGUUUGGGCCUCCCCGCUCUCAACACGUUCAUUUGUAUACGUUAUAAGAGAAAUUAAUUUAUAAGCAAUAGUUCAUUCGAAAGUCAUAAAAUAAAAAAAGAAAUUUUUUAUUAUAAGUUAUCGACAAAAGAAAUGUAACGUGUAUUAGAAAAACUAUUUACAGAAAUUAAUUGUAAUAGCAAACGUUACUUGACCUAUAUACAAAAAUUAAAACUAACUAAGCGAUAUUGUAGUAACGUUUGUUAUAAUUUUCUUGAGUAAAAAAUAUUUUUGUAGACAGAUUCUU